Acipenser ruthenus (sterlet) is the source of this 7497-nucleotide messenger RNA. RefSeq lists its product as uncharacterized. Lineage: Eukaryota; Metazoa; Chordata; Actinopteri; Acipenseriformes; Acipenseridae. The record is from RefSeq and is a predicted model, not a curated record. Bases 545 to 6898 code for a protein of 2117 amino acids. The transcript has 5 exons.
GGACCAAUCAGGGUUUUAAAAGAAGCUAACCAACCAGGAUUCGGUUGCCACCUCCCCUGAAUAACAAAACCUUUUGUGGUAGCGUUCUCAGAAAGAAAAAGGUUCCGUUGGAGCUAGUGCUGCGUUGUGACAGAAUGUGUGUUUUUCUGUGGAGGAUGUCUCAGCAUCAGCAAUGUGAAUUUCUUAAAUAAUCAAUUCUAUGCUUUGGAAUACCAGUUUGAGGAGUUAAUACUUCAUACGCGCCAGUUGUACAAUUGUGCUGUAGACGUUUAAGGAAGGAGAGAGUAUUCCAUGGAUAUAUUUCCUGAAUAGGUGAUCUAGCUGGAGCAGUCUCCGUCUGUCCACUGUAUCCUGAUCCUGUGGUUGGGAGUCAGGUUCGAUUUGGUCAGGUGUUUCUCUACAGUCUGGUCUCAAACCUCCCCGAUGUUUUGGAAGAAAGUCAAACAAUCCGAUGGGUGGCCCGCCAAUGAUGUUGAUUUAAAAUUUUCUGGCUUGUAAACAAACUGAAGGAAGCAUUACCGUGACAUUAUUGGAGUCCAGCACAAUGCACAGGCCUGUCGUGUGGUAUCCCUAUAACCAAAAGGCAGCCGCCUAUGAACCGUCUCAGAACUGUCCCACCAGGCACACCUUGACUCAACAUAACUUCAUACCUGCUUCAAAUCCACUUGAUGGCGGAACGAACAACUUUUCCGGGUUACCAGGAGCAUUUCUUCAGAACCCCAACAAAAAUUGGCAAACAUCAAACAAUGUUCAGGUUAAUAGUAACUUUCAGUUUGGGAGUACAGCUUCAGAGUCUUCUAUUCAAAACACAAACAGACCACCCAUUGCCAGUGAAAGAGGGCCAACAAGUGACUCAUUGUCUGCACGCCAGGCUUUUGCAAAACACAGUUCUAAGUUCAAUGCUUCUACCAAACCAGUACAUUCUGAGAGCACUUCACAUUACCCAAAUGGGUUGUAUUACAUGACCGUUCCAGUGACUGCAAGUAAUAAGAAUAUUACAGGUGGAAACUCUGGACCCUUGACGUCUUCCCAUGUGGGACAGCAAAAUUACUUUUCAAACAAUAUUUCAUCACUAGUAAACUACAAUGCAAAUAAUCCUCCGACUCUUCCAGCUACAUCAGGCAAUCCUAUUAAUACGAAUAGAAAUUCCAUGUCCGGAUUGCCAUCUUCCCAGAUGGGACAACUCAGUUACUUCUCAACCCAGCAAUCUUCUGGAAGCAAUAGAAAUGUUUCUCCGAAUGUCACAAUAACAUCAAACAGUCGGAUUACAAAUGUAAUUUAUUCUCCAGUCGUGUCAUCUGCCCAGGUCGGACAGUAUAGUUACUUUACCAACAGUUAUCAGGGACACCGUCAUGGAAACGAUACUCAGAAUAUCCCAGGGACGCCAAGCAAUUGGGGAGUAGUUGUAAGCCCCGCCCAGGUGGGACAACAUUGCUAUGCAAGCCAGCAAUCUUCUCUGGCACCAGAAUACCACAAUAGAAAUGGUCAUCAGGCAAAACAUGAUACUAUAAGGAAUGAAAAAAUAGCUGCAGUGUCCACCCAGAUGGAGCAUGAUCACUAUACAAACAGGUUAUCCCCACAAGGCCCAGUGAACUGCAGUCCUGACAAUAUUCAGAAAAUUACAGUUGGAAACGCAGCUCCAGAUUUGAGUUCCGUCCCGGUGGGACAACAAAUGUAUUAUUCAAACCAGCAAUCUUCACUCAUGCCUGUGAACUACAAUCAAACUUUUGCUCAGAAUAUCUCAACAGUCAGUAAUCCAGAUACACCUGGAAGUUCUGCUCCAGUGAUGACGUCUUCCCAGAUGGAACAACAAAGUUGUUAUGCAAACCAGCAAGCCACGCUCAGUCCUGUAAACCAGAAUGUAAAUGGUGCUCACUGUAUCCCAAUGACUUCUAAAAAUCCAAUUACAACAGAAAACUCUGCUGUGGUUGUGGCGUCUUACCAGGUUGGACAACAAAAUUAUUAUACAAACCUUCAAGCCUUGCUUGGUCCUGUAAAACACAAUUUAACUGUUGCUCACAGUAUCCCAGUGACUUCUAAAAAUUCUGUUACAACAGAAAACUCUGCUGCAGUUACAACGUCUUUCCAGGUUAAACAACAAAAUUAUUAUUCAAACCAACAAGCCAAGCUUGGUCCUGUAAAACACAAUUUAAAUGGUGCUCAGAAUAUGGCAAUGACACAAAAAUAUCCUGUCACAACUACAAACUCCAGCCAUUUGGGACAGCAUGCCUACCUUGUAAACCAGCAGUCAUCUCUAGGACCAGUAAACCACAAUGGGAAUGGUGUUGAAAAUAAUCCGGGGACAGCAAGAAAUGAAAUGACUUCCCAAAUAGGUAACCUUGAUUAUUCAAACCAAAAAUCUUUACAAGGCCCAGAAAGCUGCAAUACCAAUGGACCUCUGGAAACUAACCUUACAGCGACAGAUCUUGUGCAGCAGCAUAAACGAUCUAGUGUUUCAUCAGUGCAUCAAAACAGUCAACAAUCUGCUGCUGAUGCCAAAUCCAAAGAAAAACAUUUACCUCCUCCAUACCCAAAAGCACAAGAAGAAGCCUUCUUGGUUACGGUGAAAAAGAAUUCUGGGGGAGUAGGAUUUGUUGCUAAAAAUGUGAUCUAUAUUGGCAGAAAUCAUUCUGCUGGGAGCACACCACCACAAACUUGCUCUACACAGCACAUGGCUGACGGAAGUCAAACAUUGCAACCAACUCCCCAGAAUGUGUCUCCAGGUAUCUCUACAAAAGCUGGAAACAUUAAACAAACUGGACCGCUCAUUAACAAAAAAGACAUAGAGCGAUUUACAGCUCAGCAUUCCUCGGCAAUUCUUAAGAGAAUAGAGUCUAUUUUAUCUAAAGAGAAUCUGCGUAAAUCUGCCAGCCAGCAACCGCCUGUAGAUGCCCAGGAGAAUAACCUUUCUCUGCAAACUAAUAGAGAGACUUCUGUAGGGGAGUCGAUAACAAAUACUACAGUGGCCACUUAUACCCGUCCAGCCGAACAAGUUGAUCUAUCUUUGAGGAGUCAACUACAAAAUGACGUGAUGGAGGCCAUCCACAGCAUUUUUACACAACAAACUGACUGUCAAACAGAAAAGCCAUCCACUGCAGAGGCAAACGGUUCCAAUAACAUGACAACUGCAUUGGUUCAGGAGAACAGUGAGCAUGUGAAUGUACAGCAAGCCAAAAUUGCAUCUUUGGUAAGCAACCAAGAGGAUGCAAAUGUAGGGAAUGCAUCACCCCCUGCUGAAGACAAGCAAUUAAAACAAAGUUUGAUUGCUAAGCUCUUACUAGGCUCGUGCUUGCCGAGAACAAGUGAGCCACAAGUUGCGAUUGUUCCUCCAAUAUCGCAGCAAUGCACAGAUACUGUGUACAAACCAGAAUCCGAGAAAACAGAUAAUGAUUUACCAUUUAAAAUCACAAAUGUCUGUUCCCUGGCAGAAGCAAACUUUGAUUUGAAACCAAAAGCUAAUUUCAAGACAAAUAUUUCAGUAACUGCCUCAAAAGAUCAAGAAGAGCCUGCAUCAUCCUUUACAGUAGCUUACUCUAAUACUGAACCUUUAGAAAAUAUAAUGGAGGAAAUGUCUGAAGAUGUAAAAGUUCAGUCGAAUGGCAACAAAUGUGUGGUUUCUGAAACUAUUCCAGGGCCUGAUGAAGAUCUGGAGGUACCAAUAUGCACCAUUUCACAAGUUGUCUCCUUUUCACAAUAUCAAAAUAUAACUGCAGACAAUCCUGUAUCUACAACCGAGGAUUUAGAAGCUCCAAUUAGCAUAAUUUCACAAGUUGUCUCAGACGCCCAAUCUCCCAAUUCAUCUUCUGACAGCGUUCUUGUAUCUGUAACAAAAGGUCAAUCAGCACCAGCUGACAAAAUUUCAGAUAAUGUUCCAGUAUCUGCUACAAAAAAAAACAAUAAACCAAGUGACACUAGGGAUGUUGAAAUCCCUUCAAGCCUUUCCUCCUUGGAAUCUAAUGCAAAAAUCGAUGCUUUUGAUUUGUCUACUGUACCAGUAAAUUCAUGGUCUCUCAAACAGUUAAGAGUUUUAAUUGAAACUUUAUGCAAAUCUGAAGAUCCUCUUCAAUCACAGAUGUGUGUCGUGGAAAGUAUAGUAAAUCUGUACUGGGGUGGAGAAAGUAAAGCCUUUUAUAAAGACUUCAAAAAUGCAAACAAUACUAUGGUUUCCAUGUGUACAUUUUGGCAUUUUUCCAAUACCAGCCAGCAAGAGGAGCAUGAAGCCAACUGUUCAACUCUAGGAACAGAUGCAUCAGAACAUUUGUUUUAUGAAGUAAAGCCAGAGUGGUUCGAGAAAAUAGCGGAUCAAUGUCGGGUUAUGGAACCUGGGGCUUCUGAAUCAGUUGAUCUGGUUUAUAAGUCAUCUUGGUUAAAUCUUAAUGAGCACCUUGAUGAUAUAGACAAAGAAUGUGGAAACAUAUUGUCCCUGAACUUAAGAGACUGUAUUGGUGAAGAAGUGAAACCUCAGAAGACGGAUGCAGAACCAGACCUUCAUGCAAAUGAGAACGAGUCGGUUAAUAGUGAAGAACAGGAGGACCCUUUAGAUCUGUAUUCAACACAGGAAAAUAUUGAAACAUCUUCUGUAAUUGAUGACAUUGACACUGCAAAACCUCAAAAGACAGAUGCAGAGCCAGACCUUCAUGCAGACAAGGGUCAAAAUGUGUCAAUUAACAGCGAGGAACAGGAGAAUCCUCUAGAUCUGCCUUCCACACAGGAAAAUAAUGGAACAUCUUCUACUGUAAUUGAUCUCACAGACUCUGUAAUUGAUCUCUCUGACCCUGUUGACCCAAUAUUUAAUGCACAGAUAAAAGUAUUGGAACCUCAGGAUGCAAAGACAUUUUUUAAUGAAGUCUGCAAAACAAGUGGCAAUCCAGGGGAGGUGGUUAGUACCACUACUGCAUUAAAAACGAUGACAUAUGAAACUACCUCUGAUGAAACUUACUGCUGUCUUUCCUGCUGGAUAGGUAAAAUUAAUGGCUGUGAGUCCAAAUGCACACGCAGAGAAAAGGUUCAAUUAAACCGGACUCCCAAAAAUAAAGAGAUUGUCUACAUAAACCUGGAACUAAAAGAUAAAUCCCCCAAACGACCUGUAGAAAAUGUUCAAAUUCAAUCUUCAUCUGAAGAUUCCUCUCCAGAAAAAGGAACCCCAAAAGAUUUGACAGUCAAUCUGCCUGGCUCCACACCAGAUUUAAGAGAGGAGUCCAUGAAUCCCAGUAAUUCAGGUGCUGUGAAGAAUACAAAUGAAAAAUGCGAGGGAUUGGUUUCUUCAGAAGCGGGCAAUUCUACAGAUGAUUCCACAGAUUACAACAAUGAAAACCCCUUAAAGCAUUCAAAGACAGGAAGCCAGAGUCUUCACAAAAGUCUAACUCAGUUGCAGCUCUCGUUUAAGAAAAAGAGACCUGCUGCCAAUGACUUGAGUGAGAACAGCUGUGCAGUGAAGAGACUAAAGCAUUAUGAUGCCGAUCAAGAGGCCAGUAAGUCUUCUAAAAUGAGUAAGGAGCAUGACGGAAACAGUAAGCGUUACAUGAAGUUAGAAGUGACUCCAGUGAAAACUACAGGGGGGCUUCAAUACAGGUUUGAUGUUUCUGAACAACAGAAAUGUGAACCAAGUCAUGAAAGAAAACGUAGGAGAGAAGAAAAUCUGAAAUGUAGAAAAUCAAAGAGUGCUAAAAUGGAACACGGACACAGUCUAGAUGUAAAAGCUGAUAAUUCCAAAGACUACGUGGUAUCCAAGACAAAUAAAGCUGAACAAGCUGUGACUACAAACGACAGUACAGUGAACCUGGUGUUGUUUGGUUCAAAAAACAAAGAAGGGUUUGAACAGCCAAGUAGGUCCUCUCAAGGUGCAGUUUUGGGUCCUAAAAUUCCAAGACCCUUUAGUAACCGAAUGCGACCCCCUAAAGUGAUCAGUUUAAAACUUCCUUUGAAAAGGAUAGCAGAUGAAAAAAAAACUGCUAAAUAUGUUGAGAAUGGAAGUGGCUACAAGGAGCAUUCAAAAAAGAGAAGGAAGAAAAGGCACCAUGAAAUUAAGCAUGAUUCUGAAAACCUGGAUGGAAAAUAUAAAUGGAAACCAGGCAGUUCUGGGCACCACAGAGUGAAAAAAGAUGGUCAUUUUGAUAGGUCCUUGGCUCAUUCCAGAAUCCCUUCCCUUCAGGUAAAAUGGAGUCCAAGCAAGCACAAGUCCAAUGAGCAAUCUUCACACACAAAUGUGGGAAACGCAAGCGUGAAACCCAAUACAUUGGAUUACAGAGCAGUUCAGUAUGCAUAUGACGAAAAUCCUUCAAAAGGCAGCAUCUCAAAAGAGAUUCCCAAAACUGAUUCUAGAAAAACCCAAAUGUCCAAUCAUGAAGCCAAUAAAAUGGCAUUUAGAAAACUUAAGUUCAAGGAUGGUGACCGAGCUAAGAGGUCAGGACAGCUUAAUCAAAGGAAAGUGCCACCCAUACAUUUAAUUAGGAAACCAAAGCGGCCUCCCAGUCUUCCAGAUGUUAAAGAGCAGGGUAAAUCGGGGAGCAAGAGCCCCUCUGCUGGAAAAGAUCUGCCUUCUGAUGCUCCAGCCUUGAAAGAAAAGAAACUAUUGGAAUUCAAGCUCUGGCCUGAAACCUCGUCUAAUUUGUUCAACUUUAAAGACAAUGCAUAUUUAAAAAAGGAAAAGAGUGCUGUGGGAGUUGUUGAUCAAAAGACGGGAAGCUCAAAAGCAAUAAUGAAACACAGCCCAAAGACCCUGCCCUGGAAAGUCAGAGGUUACUGGAUACAGAACGGUGAUAUUGGCACUCAUCCUCAAGACCAAACUCCCUCUAAAUCACCUGCUAGCCCUGACCUUGGUAAAACACCUGCCAACUGUACUUUUCUAGAGUACAAAAAGAAAUUUAUGGAAAAGGAAAACAAGGUUCAUGUAGCAUGAUGUAUACAAUUUAUCUUAAAUAUGCAGUGUUCUGAGCACUGGAAAUAAACUAAUUGACUGAUGCCAUAAAUGCAUCUUCUGCAGAUUAACUGGGGAUUAUGUUCCUCGUGUGUUAAAUGUCUGAAACCUGAAGGUCUGCAAGAACUAGAUAAGUAUUCAUAUAUACUGUGUAUAUCUAAAUGAUGCAGGGUGUUCUGGACCUUUUUUGAAGUGUUACUUUGUGGUCUUGCUGAUUUUCUUUUCUUUUUUUUUCAGCUUGAAAUGUAUAAAACCAUUUGUCAUGUUACAAAAAGUAAAGGUUAGGGUUUGCUGCACAAUACAAUGACUAUUGUUUGAAUUUACUUUUCAGUACACAUUUAUUAUUCUUUUUAAUGAUUUUCAAAGGGAUACUAUUAGCUAGGAACCAGUCCGAGAAGUGUUUACUUGGCCUUUACUUUGAAUUUUGAUUUUUGUCUUAUUUAAUUGCUUUUUUCAUGAACAAAAUUUGUAUAAUAGUGUUGAACACUGUAAAUCUUUUUUGCGACCAAUACUUUAUGUAAAAGUUUUUUUUUUUUUUUUUACAGAACAUUGUUUACAAAAAUAAAGUGUAUUGCAUUAUA